Messenger RNA from Durusdinium trenchii, 1696 nucleotides. The record is from the annotation of a GenBank genome assembly. NCBI's taxonomy places the organism in Eukaryota, Dinophyceae, Suessiales, Symbiodiniaceae.
UUGUACCCCAUCCGAAGCAGCGGCCAAAGACUAGCAUUGCAUACGGCGGCAUCCUGCAGCCAUGUCGACCCUUGGGCUGAGAAAAGGAUUGGCCCAAUCGCUGCGGCCCACCCUCCGCCCUUAAGCAAACAGCACAAGGGGUGUUCUGCAGACCUUGGCCACUUCACAGUCUUCACAGCUUUCUUUUGGAAGAACUCCACGCGCCAAAGACGGGGAGUGGUUUGGACACUCACGCUCUUGGAUCGACUGGACCGACUGGAAACAGGACGCCUUUUUGGAUGGCAAUUCUUGCCCGGCCAUUGCAAAACAAGCUAUGUGAUAUAUAUAUAUAUACACACGCCAGCUUGAUGUAGCCACUUGAUUGACUUCAUGGUAUCUAUCACUCAAGAUGUAUAUAACGUCAAAAAGGGUUCCCUUAGUGUUCUUGACAGUUGCACUGUGUUUGGUUAGAGCUUCAAACACGUUCAAACUUGCAAGAUGUUUAAAGUUUAGGACAUAUGAGAACUGGUCCACCCAAGAGCCACCACAAGGUCAGCAAAGAAAGCAAUCACCAAACACAUCCAAAAACGCACCUCGAAGAUCUAUGUAUCGUAUUUCACUUAAGAGGCUUCACAAUGUGUUUCAUUUGAAACUUCUUCACUCUGGCUUUCCAGGUUGGGGAGACCUGUGACAAGUAUUUCAAAGUCUGCUAAGCUGAGCGUUUCACCUCUUCCACCCCCAACCCUCCUUUCACCCCCAAGGCUGGCACGUAGCGCCGCGGUGGCGGCCACGUCCGGCGCGCUGGGACUGGCGAUCGGUUCGGAGAAAGUGCAGCUCAUGGGGGGCCUGGCGAAGGUGAAAGCAUGGUUGGGCUUCCAAGCUGCGGCCGUGGAUUUGACCCAGCCAGAUGCGGUACUGGGGGAGGCAUUGAGCUUCGCUAAAGCCACACCCCAAGACUGUGGAGUGCUCUCCACCCGUCAGGGAGGUGGAGUGGCCAGCAGGAUGGUGCAGUUGAAGGAGCCCUUCGGAGUGCAAGAGGAGAAUGGCGACGUCCGAGUGAACUUCUUUACUUCGUCAGCGAGCCGAAAGUUCAAGGAGCUCCUUGCAGAUCCGAACUGCGCCUUGCUGUACUGGAACCCUGAGACUUUGACCUAUGUCACCUUCCAAGGCCGUGCGGAGCCAAAGCCUCCCGCAGAGGCCAAGAGCUUUUGGAGGGAAUGGAUGCGGAUCCUCUACAAGGAUCCGGGCUUAUAUACCGCCUGGCAUCUCCAUGUUCAAAGGAUCCAGGUGGUGAGCAUUGGGCGCCUGGAGAGCUAUCGCCACGACUGGCGUCCCGUGGAACUGGAGCGCUCCCAGGGCUCCUGGAAGAUACUUUGCGAUGGAACCGAGUGACACAAGCAGCGCUGCUGAAAGAAACAUGUGCCGCUGCUUGCGCUUAGUUUGCACACACUGAGUUGGUGUCUUUUAGUUCGAGGGACGAGUGACAAGUGUUCUGGGUUGUAGCAUGUCACCUGUGUAGGGAUCGUUGCUUUUUCCUGUUUGACUGUGCGUGGCCGUUUGUAAUAUCAACUGCAUUGCACUGAAAGUGAGUUGCUUGACCUGGCAGACAACUGACAAGGGGCCAGCAGCCAGCAGCGGAAAGGUUUCAUUAUUGCCCGCGCCAUUUCGGCUUGGACAGAUCAAGGACAUGGCGGCGCUGGUGUAGAAUCAAUCGGAC